Molecule: messenger RNA, 1783 nt
Organism: Salvia hispanica
Lineage: Eukaryota; Viridiplantae; Streptophyta; Magnoliopsida; Lamiales; Lamiaceae
Product: (-)-5-epieremophilene synthase STPS3-like
Biological process (GO): diterpenoid biosynthetic process
Molecular function (GO): magnesium ion binding; terpene synthase activity
Source: RefSeq, a predicted model, not a curated record
CUUCAACUUCUCUUUGCAUUUUGCAUACUAAUACUACACAAAAAUUAAAUUAAUGGCUCCACCACAAUCACUAGUAGAAAUUCAGCGACCUGUCGCCAAUUUCUCCCCGAGCUUGUGGGGCGAUCAGUUCAUCAAACACGGUUCUACUGCUAAGGCUGCUCAAAAACAUUCCAGUGCAGUUGAAGUGUGUAAGAAUGAAGUUUUGGAUAUGAUGGCAGCUGCUGGAAACAAUCUAGUUGAAGCAAUGAACCUUAUUGACACGCUCGAACGUCUUGGCAUUUCAUAUCACUUUGAAAAGGAGAUUGAAGAUAAACUGCACCAUUUCUUCAAUGUAAAUACGGAUUAUAGUGAUGAUAAGUCGUAUGAUUUGUACACUGUUGCACUUCAUUUCCGUCUAUUCAGGCAGCAUGGCCACCGUUUAUCUUCUGACAUUUUUGCAAGAUGGGUCGAUGUGAAUGGCAAAUUCCAAGAAGGCCUUAAGAAUGACGGCAAGGGUUUGUUAAGUCUGUAUGAAGCCUCGUACCUGAGAACACGUGGAGAAACUAUACUGGAUGAUGCGCUUGAAUUUGCUACUGCCACUCUCAAGUCCAUAGCGCCACACCUUGAAUCUCCUCUUAGCAAACAGGUUGUGCAUGCUCUAAUUCAACCCUUGCACUACGGAAAUCCAAGAAUUGAAGCUCGUUACUUUAUCUCCAUCUAUGAAGAAUACCAAGACAAGAAUGAAUCUCUCUUGAGGUUUGCUAAAUUGGACUAUAAUCUAUUGCAAAUGCUACACAAGGAGGAGCUACAUGAAGUCUCAAGGUGGUGGAAAGAACUGGACCUUGUCUCGAAACUUCCAUAUGCAAGAGAUAGAGUGGUGGAGUGCUUCUUUUGGGCUAUGGGAGUAUACCAUGAGCCACAGUUCUCUCGUGCUCGUGUCAUGCUCACUAAAACUAUCGCCAUGACCUCAAUCAUAGAUGACACUUAUGAUGCUUACGGUGUCAUUGAAGAGCUCGACAUUUUUACUGAGGCAAUAGAGAGGUGGAAUAUUGAAGAGAUGGAUAAACUACCCGAGUAUGUGAAGCCAUUCUAUAAAGCUCUUUUGGAACUCUAUGAACAAUUUGAAGAAGAAUUGGCUAAAGAAGGAAGAUCCUACGCUGCACACUAUGCCAUAGAAUCUCUCAAAGAAUUGGUGAGAAGCUACCAUGUUGAGGCCAAGUGGUUCAUACAAGGAUAUUUACCACCAUUUGAGGAGUAUCUAAAGAAUGCCCUCAUCACUUGCACUUACUGUUACCACACAACAACGGCGUUGCUGGGGGAUGAAUCUGCGACCAAGGAAGACUUCGAAUGGCUAAGUGAGAAGCCUAAAAUGCUUGUGGCAGGGCUACUCAUAUGUCGAGUCAUUGACGACAUAGCUACUUAUGAGGUCGAAAAAGAAAGAGGUCAGAGUGCAACAGGCAUAGAAUCGUACAUGAGAGACAAUGGCGCCACAAUAGAAGAAGCGGUGGCUAAAUUCUUUGAAAUAGCAACAGACGCAUGGAAGGAUAUAAAUGAGGAGUGUAUGAGGCCAUCUCCAUAUUCCAGAGAUGUUUUGAUGCGGAUUCUGAAUCUUGAACGCAUAAUUGAUGUUACUUACAAAGGCAACGAAGAUGGAUACACUCAACCUGAGAAGGUUCUCAAGCCUCACAUCGUUGCUUUGUUUGUCGAUCCUAUUGGAGUUGAUCAGUUUAUAAAAGCUGUAAAUGAGAAUUUCUACAUAUUACUAUCUUUUAUAGGAAUGUUCAAGUUUAACGAAAAUUGGUAG